This is a messenger RNA of Rotaria socialis, 1545 nucleotides long. NCBI's taxonomy places the organism in Eukaryota, Metazoa, Rotifera, Eurotatoria, Philodinida, Philodinidae. The record is from the annotation of a GenBank genome assembly.
AUGGUUGAACGUAUUCGUUGUGCAGCAAUCGUCUUGAGUGUAUCGAGUAUUGUAUUUCUGAUUAGUGGACUUUUAUUAAUUUCCUUCUCGGAUUUACUUGUCAAGAAAAUAGUGAACAGGGAAUGCCAAUUAAAACAAGGAACAAUUAUUUAUCACGUUUGGCGUAAUUCUUCUGUACCGUUUUAUAUUUCAAUCUAUGUAUUUGAUCUUGCGAACGAAGCAGAUUUUCUCAAUGGAGCGAAGCCAAAUCUUACUCAACGUGGGCCAUUUGUUUAUAAAGAACAACGAACAAAAGAAGAUGUAAGAUUUUAUCCUAAUGGAACAAUUUCAUAUCGUGAAUCACGUAAUUACACAUUUGAUCGAUCGAAAUCAACGGCUGAUGAAACACUGUCUAUCACUACAAUUAAUGUUGUUUAUAUGACAUUAAUUAAUUAUCUUGAUAUGGAAAAUAUUCCUGAUUUAUUUCGAAAAAUAAUCGGUACUAUUUUAUCAUUUGCAGAAAAGCCAAUUAUGCAACUUACUGUCAAAGAAUAUCUCUGGGGUUAUCAAGAUCCAAUAUUGAGCUUACUUAAAACUCGAUUACCUCAAUUAGUAAUGAACGAUCAAGUCUCCGUAUUUGCGUCAGUGGUUAAUGAAGCUCAAUAUGAAACGAUUUUGAUUAGUAGCGGUGUUGGUCUUGAUGAAAAUCGUAUCGAACGUAUAAACAAUCUUGGUAGAAUUGAACGAUUUAAUUUUUCAACUAAUUUAUCCAUCUGGUCAAAUAAAUAUGCGAACAUGAUCAAUGGUACCGAUAGUACUAUAUGGCAUCCUGAUGUAAAAAAAAAUGAAUUUAUCUAUACGUUUAUGAACGAUAUAUGUCGAUCGGUUCAUCUAAAAUAUAAUCAAACACAUAAAAAUCUAUUUGACAUCGAUACAUAUCAUUAUAUAUUACCACAUGAUGCGUUUGCAAAUUCAAAAGACAAUGAAGGAUUUUGUUUAAAUAAUACAAUGAAAAAUGGAACACAACAGUUGAAAUGUUUACCUAGCGGAUUAUUUUCAUUGACUCCAUGUGUACAUUUAAGCGGAAGUUCAAUUGCGAUACCAUUACCGAUUAUUGCAUCGAAUCCGCAUUUUCUUGAUUCUGAUCGCUCGAUUCAAGAUGCAGUCAAUGGUUUAGUACCAGAUGAAAUAUCACAUCGAAGCUAUAUGGAUUUAGAACCGACGACUGGCAUUAUCAUGAAUGGAUCUCGCCGAAUGCAAUUCAAUAUCAAUGUUGUUAAUGACUCGAAAAUAGAUGCAAUUUCGCAUAUUCAUCCGUUAGUUUAUCCAAUGAUAUGGGUUAAUGAGCACGCAGAAAUUGAUCAACCAAAUGCUGACAUAUUCCAUAAGAAAGUAUAUAUACCAUUACUUUUAUUGACUGUUUUCAAAUAUGUAAUUAUGACGAUUGGUACUACUCUAUUAAUAACAGUAAUCAGUUUGGUUGUUUUUAGUCGAUAUAAAAAAAAUAUAAUGGUUGCUCCGGAACCGACCACAAUUACCGAUGAAACAACGCCAUUACUUGCAUAA